AUGGAUCCCAGCUCUCACAAACGCUAUCAUCUCCAUGAAUGGAAGCCAUUAGGAAUGUUUAAUAAAUAUUUUUCUGGAACAGCUGAAAAAUAUAUCACUGAGGAGGUUGUGAGAUUUCCAAUUGAACAGAUUUAUAAGGUGGCAGGGCAAGGUAUGUUCUGUUUAAUACAUUUAAAUAAUGCUAGACAUUCUGAAAUGGGCUAUAGGGGGCAUUGCCCAGAGGAAUUCCUAAAAGCCAAUAUUCUUCCUAUAAUAAAAUCAAAGAAAAAUCCAGAAAAGGUAAUAAACUAUAGACCUAUAAUUAAUUCUGAAGCCAAAUUGAUGGUGGUGAUUCUGGCUCAGAGACUGAAGCAUAUACUCUUACAAUUAAUCCAUUGUGAUCAAAUUGGAUUUAUGCCUCAAGAAUAUCUUAUAAUAAUAUUUGGAGGAUAAUUAAUGUGCUAGAUAAUUCAUAUUCCUAAUGGCUAUAUCAAUAGACGCAGAGAAAACGUUUGACCAUCCUCAAGACUAUGUGGAAUGGAGGUUUCGGUCUUUGAGUCACUAUGGAAUUGAGGAUUUAUGUUUAAUUCUAUUAGAUCAUAAUAUUUGACUCAUACCGCCAGAACGGUGGGUCAAAAUAUGCAAGCAUAUCGGUUCUCAUAAUGGUACUCGACAGGAAAGCCCAUUGUCACCCUUGUUAUAUAUAUUAACAAAAGUGUUGCUAGCCACUGAUAUAAGAAAGCAUAUCAAAAUAAAAGGGUAUCAUAUAGGACAGGAUGAAAAUACGAUUAGUCGGUAUGUGAACGAUAUCGCAAUAACCUUGUCCGACCCUUUGAAAUCUCUCAGAGCAUUAAUGUUUUCUUUCCAAACUUAUACACUUGUUUCUAACUAUGAAUUGAACAUUAAAAAACUAUGAUUCUACCAAAAAAUGCUUCAAAGAAACCUUAGCUACAUGCCAAAGAGAAUUUGUUUUAAGUAGGUAUUCGAAGAGUUUAAUUACCUAGGACUAAUUAUUACAUCUCACUCUAAGUUAUUGAUGGAACAAAAUUUCAAGAAAGUUUUAAAAGAGACAAAUCAAUCUUUUAAAGAAUGGAAAAUUUUGCCGCUGUCAUGACUAGGUAGGAUUAAUGUUUUUAAGUCUUAUAUCUUUCCAAGUGGAUAUGUAAUCAUAUAUCCCUGAAGGUUUCAAAGUUCUAUGCCUCUAAAUUUGUAUGGACCAGUAAGAAGCCAAGAUUGAGCUCCAAGGUUCUUGCAUUAAAAAUUAAGAAAGGCGGUCUAAGACUUCCUUUUAUAAAACAGUAUUAUGAUGCAAACUCUUAAUACCAUUUAUACAUGAUGCACAUUGAAGACUAUUACCAAGAAGCAUGGUAUAAAAUGGUGUGUUCUGCCUGCAAUAGGAAAAAAAAUAUCCAGAAUACCAUGGAAAAUUGAUCCUCGACUGUCCCCAGAAAUACAUUUAACAUCUAAUAUAAUUUUAAAUAUUUAUUAAAAACAUGGAAUAAAUUAAAAUCUAUAUUUAGUUUAAAUAAUACAAUAUUGAGAACUUUAGAUUUAGAAAUUAUAACAUAAUAUGAUGGAUAUACAGUUGAAUAGUUGGAUUGAGGUUGGCAUUGAAAAAAAAAAAGAUAAAUUAAUAGAAGGUCCUGAUAUUAAAUCAUUUGCCAGCUUAGCCCACAAUACGCACUACAUAAAAAGGACAAUUUUACAUAUUUACGAAUUAAAAAUUAAAAAACAAAUCACAAAAAGUACAGGACAAGAUAAUUUUAUGUUGAAAAUUGAACAGUUAUAUAGAUGACAAGCGGUAGAUAAAGCUAUUACAACAGUGUGAAACACCAGACAGGAUUCUGGCAAUUAAGACAUGGAACAAUGACCUAAAUUUAUUUGUAAAAUAUUUAACCAGGAAAGAUACAUUGAGAUUUCUCUCGUUUUCAAGUAUGUCCUGGGUAAAUAAUACUAUCUCCCUGAAAAUUUGGCAAAAGACAAUAAAUACUACGAAUAGAUGUAUCCACUGUAUAAAUCUUCAAGAAAACGUAUUCAAAGUAAUGAAUCGCUGGUAUUGAGUAUCUAGUAAACUAAAAAAUAUAUAUUAACAUUGUCCAGAUAUUUGCUGGAGAUGUAACGAGCAGAAUAUGUUUUUACAUGUCUGGUGGCAUUGCUCAGUAGUAAAAGAGUUCUAGAUUGUGUUGUUAAGGCUUCUGAUGAAACUAUGAGUCACCUUACUGAAUUUUAGUUCUGAAUUCGCUUUAUUUCACAUAUUUGAUAACAAAAUUUUCUGAAGAAUCUUUGUUAGUAACUAUACAUGUCCUGACUGCUACCAAGCUAUUUAUAGCUAGAAAUUGGAAGCAGACGGCCGUAGUCACUUCCACGGAAUUUAUACAUCAGUUAAGGAUGUAAGCGGGCUAUGACUGAGAAAAAAGCUCUAUUUGAUCAUACUCAAGGUUUAUUGGACAAGUUUCAAUCUCUUUGGGAAUCUACUUAUCUCUGAACAUUAUUGUUAAUUGAUUUGGAAACAUAUUUUUAUAAUUAUAAAGUCUAAGUACCAUGCAACUAAUCCCUGUGCAAGAUUCGUAAUUGUGUUGUAAUUUUGUUGUUGUUACUAUAUAUAUGUCAUGUCUUUUGUCUUAUGUCAUUUUAUCUUUUUCAAUAACAAAAGAUUAAGAUAAAAAAAGAAAUGCUACACAUUCUCAUUUGUACUUUUACGGCAAGUGUGCAAUAUAUUUGGGCACAUCAAGAACAGUUUUAUCAGUUUAAUCUGAAACAAUUCUACAAAAAGAAUAACAAAUGAUGAACCCAAUUUAGACCAUGUCUAGUUCAUCCAGAUUUUGACAUUUUUUACAUUUGAAAUCUCUCACCGCUGAUGAAUGAGUGGUUUAAAUGGAGUAGGGCUGCCCACUGCUAACCUUCUUCUUAUACUCUGGGCUGUGUGAUUGGGUGGAACUUAUGUCCCUCACCCAUUGCCAAUGAUUUAGGGGUAAACGCUGUGACGAAGUGCCCUUCGCCACUUGGUCCUGGAGAGGCCUACUUGCCAGCCUCCUCCCCUGUGACUAUGACUCUUUCACGUAUCUGGCUUUAAAGCCCCUAGUCUACCUUCAGACAGACUAUUUAUGUAGGCUGCUUUAUUUAUCCUAUGUUUUAGUCACCCUGUACCCAUUAUAGGUGCAGGGUGUGUGUAAUGUAAUUGUUUAUAGUGUGUGUGUGUGUACUGUGUAAUGUAUUGCCUGCUCUCUUGUAUUGCUGAGGUUUGCUACCAACUAGGUGGGUUUGGCUAUGGAGCUUGUCUAGUGCCCUCUGUUGGUAGCAACAGCAAUAUGCACUACCUGAAUUGCAAGACUGGUUCAUUUGCAUAUUCGGGUAGAUUUGCAUAUUGCUAAUUCUGCAGGCAGGUGAGAUAUUUACUGUUAAAUAUUGUCUCCCCCCACCCCUUUAAAAAUGUGCCAUUGUGUUGUCAUAAGUCACUGUGUGUUGCUUGAUAUGGUUUGACCGUUUGUGAUUUUAUUGAGGUUUCACAACAAUGUUAUUGUGGUGACCCUAUUGGCUGGUCCCAAGGGAAAUAAAGGUUUUGACAGUUCUUCUUGAUCCCUCUACACGUAGCCUUGUCUCGUUAUUGGAGGGAGCUGUUAUAAUCACACUGGGGAUUGCUAUGCUCUGCAUGCUCCCCUGAGCUUGAGUCACUUAGCUCUUUUAAGAGCUUGUUCCUGACACACUGUCCUUGGAGGAGGGGUCUUCACCACACAGUCCUGGAUGCUGGAGGUUCAUACAGGGUGGAAGGAAGAGUUCUUUCCCACACAGUCCUGGAGGACAGAAGCUGAUCCAGGGUGGAAGGAAGACGGCGAGACUCCAGGAAAGAAGAUGGCGGUUGCAGAGUCUGCGGUGGUUGUGGUGUCUGCUGCAGUGCUUGGAGUCCUCAGGAAGCGCUAGGAGCAUCCGUCAACGGAGGGUACUCAGUCGAAGUACAAGGAGCUCCGUUACAAACGCUGUCAGUGUAAUUGCAGGCCACUUUUUCUCCCCAUCUUCUCGAGGGGGGUUUUAGUAGCGGGUCUCCCCAAGCCACUCACCUAUUACACAUUGAUGAGAGUUUAAGAAUUAAAGUGCAGGGAAGCUGACCCCAGCAGCCUGCCGUUUAUCUAAUGAGCCCCUUAUUUUCUUGCAAUUGGUGAAAGGCAUGGGUGGUGUCUCUGCACCAGAUCCCCCUCAUUACUCUAAGUUCCCACCAAUCAUACAGCCCAUAAGAUUGGUUGCAGUCAAUUCAGUUCAACAAAAAAAAUAUUUUUAAUGAAAGGCUGCAGGGCAAGGGUUUUUGGAUAAUAACCACUCCAGUAAUAAGUGGUUAGAGAGCGUAGAAUGACUCUUAAAUUUCCAUUUGUUUAAUGAAUACAAAUGUGUUUCAUAAAAAAUAAAUAUAUUUCCUUUGGUGCCCAUCCUAAUGAAAUUUGCUAUGGUGGUCUGCAAGGCUGUACAGUGUAUACAGAUAUUUGCAAACAAUGACACUUAUAUUGAAGGAACAAUAGAUGACAUGGAAGCAUUAAUCAUUCUUAUAGGUAAGGUGAAAUGUAUCAAGAAGGGAAAACUGAUGUUUAGCAUAACAUCUGUUUCUAGUCUGACACACUUUAUAUGAAAUGAAUAUUGUUAGAGUAAAAAAAGUGUAUAGUGCUAUAACUCUCCAAAAAGUUUUUUUUUUUUUAUUAUUUUAAAAGUCUGUCAAUUAAUGGUAGUCUCAAUUCUCAGUCAAUCAUAAAAAGCCCCAUUGGCUAUCUUGGAGGUGGAGUUGGAUGAGAUUAAGAACAUUUAGUUAUAUGAAAUAUUUAAUAGUAAUACUCUUUGAUAUUCAAAAUGCACUAAGAAAAGUCAGCUCUUCCAAAUAUUUAAUAGUAAUACUCUUUGAUAUUCAAAAUGCACUAAGAAAAGUCAGCUCUUCCAAUUUAAUCCAUGUGAGAACCAAAUUAUGAACAAAGAAAAAUAAUUUUGGGUGGGUUUUUUCUUUAUUUGUUUACUAUUUUAUGAUGUGUGUUUUCUCUGCAGGUCAAAUUACAGGAGAACUUUUGAUUGAUAUUUCCGUUGGCCCUGCUAUUUACCAUCUAUUACCCAUUUUUGAGUUUUUCAAAGACAUCACUAUUUUAGAAUUUAGUGAUCUCUGUGUGAAAGAACUCAAGGAAUGGAAAAAUAAGGAGUCAGAAAGCUAUGACUGGACACAUGCCUUAUCAAUUAUGGCAGAACUGCAAGGUACAAGGUAAGGAUCAAGCUAAUGGCCAUGUUUAUGAUGAGUAUAUAGUUAUAAUACAUGUCUAUAAACUUUUCUGAUCACAUAAAAAUAUUUUUUUACAUUUUAUAAGGCUACUUAUAAUCGCCUAUCUCAGCGGGAAAACAAAUGGGGAUUCAGUUUCAGUGUUAUGCCCACCACUACUACAAUAUCUGUGGGUCCUACACUAAUUAAAAUGUGGGAGACAAAUUUAAUAGUGCCAGUGCUAAAUAUGCUAUAAUGUAUUUUAAUAAUUUGUUUCAAGAGCAUUGUGAAUAUGUAUAAUGCAAAAUUUAAGUGAUAAACACAAUCUAAAAAAACAACGCAGUGUAAAAACAAAACAAUUAAAGUGAUAGCGCUUUGAUGUAUAUACUCACAAUGCAUAUGAUAUAUCUGCUCUAUGAAAAUAUGCCACAUGCAUACGUGGUUAGUAAUGUGACCUCACAUGAUGUAAAUAGAAAAUAUAGCAGUGCUGCUAGUCCAUCCUUUUUAUAACGUAGCUUAGCAAUACAACUCCACACCAUUCAUUGUGUGCCUAGCGUUGCAAGCCUUUGCAUGGCAUUUAAUAUCAAUUAUAUAUUGCAUGGAAUUUCAAAUAAUCUUUUUGGCAUUGGUAAAUAAAAACUAUAUAUCAAUACAAACCGGUAUGUCUGGAACAUUUCAAUUCAAACUAAUCAAUUUCUUAUGAAAAUAUUUAGAAUUCCAGGUCUGAAAUACAAAACGAACGGAAACAGCUCAUCCAAUUAAAAUGAGUUAAGGGGCUUUGGUAAAAAAUCAGUUCAUUGUCAAAUAAAUCAAUUUGCUUAUGGACGAGCCGAUCGUUUGCACAAGUCUAAUAAAUAUGUUGAUUUUGCUCCUUAUAGAGACAUGCUACAGAUUAUAUGGUAAAUGUGUCUAAAUCAGAGGUGCCCAAAAGUUCCCCAAAUCUCCAAAUGUUGUAGAACUACAACUCCCAUGAUGCUUUGCAUGCCUUUGGAAUGCCUUUAGAAUGACAUAAAAUCAUGGAAGCUGUAGCUUUAAAACAUCUGUGGAUCUACCUUUUUGGGCACCCUUGGUCUCCAUUAUAUGUCAGUAUAAAAGUUUUAGCCAUCUGGUUAUAUUUUUCAGCUUCAAGGGCAAUGAAACGGAAAACGCUUUAAGAAGAAGUAUCUCGCACAUUUUAAAAUGUGAUUUCACCAAAGAAACCUUUACAGAAGAAGUCUUUCUACCAAAAGCAGACUGCGUGCUCAGUAUGUACGUCUUGCACUUGGUUUCUGACGAUCAAGAUGACUACAGCAGGAACUUGAAAAAAGUGUCAGGAAUGCUAAAACUGGGUGGGCAUCUGCUGCUAUUUGGAUUAUUUAACGCAAAAUAUUACACCAUAGGGGAGAAUAAAUUUCACUUAUUAGCAACUGAUAAAAAGUCUGUAGAGGACAUUAUGAGAGAAGCAGGAUUUGUUAUCGAACUCCUGGAAGUGAAAGAAAGCAAAAUGCGCGAUGAUACAACAUAUUUGGAACAUUUUUAUUUUAUUAAGGCCUUAAAAAAGAGCAAUGCACUUGUUUAA
Molecule: messenger RNA, 6758 nt
Organism: Pelobates cultripes (western spadefoot toad)
Lineage: Eukaryota; Metazoa; Chordata; Amphibia; Anura; Pelobatidae
Source: the annotation of a GenBank genome assembly